Molecule: messenger RNA, 2130 nt
Organism: Octopus sinensis (East Asian common octopus)
Lineage: Eukaryota; Metazoa; Mollusca; Cephalopoda; Octopoda; Octopodidae
Product: syntaxin-7
Exons: 11
Coding region: 257-1108 (283 amino acids)
Biological process (GO): vesicle-mediated transport; vesicle fusion; intracellular protein transport
Cellular component (GO): membrane; SNARE complex; endomembrane system
Molecular function (GO): SNARE binding; SNAP receptor activity
Source: RefSeq, a predicted model, not a curated record
CGACAGAACGGCCUUUGGUAGUUAUCAGAUCAUGUUGGUGGUAGUGGUAACGACGGUGAAAGUAUAAUGAAUGCGAGGGGAAGUAACUCCAACCUACUUAUUUAUCACCUGACUGGUGUUAGGUCUUUCAACCCAGCAGCAGUUGUUUAAAUGACACAACCUCUAUGACAUGUAGUAUCGUACUACCGAGUUACUUCACUCGCUUUUAAGUGUUUUGCUAACCAAGUAAUCAAAGACACCCUAACACAGCUUAACCAUGUCGAAGGCUGGUAAAUAUGGCUCUACUGUUCGUGAAUACAGAGAUGAUCCAGAUUAUGGUGACACUCGUAACACUGACCCUGAAAACAGUAACCUGUAUGUAGACGAAAUAUUAAAACAAAUUGGAAACAAUGUUUUUAAAAUAAACAAUGGAGCUAAUAAUUUGAACAAGGCUAUGAAGAUUAUUGGCACCGAAAGAGACAGUAAUGUUUUAAGAGACAGAAUACAUGAAACUUCUCAAUCUACAAAUGAAAUUGUUACAGAGACUGCUAAUCUAGUAAAAAAAAUUGUCCGAAAUCGUAAACUUACGCAGAACAGAAAGUUUGAAUUGGAAAGGUUGCGGAAUGAUUUCGAAGAAAGUUUUAAAAAAUUUACUGAACUUCAGAAAAAAGCAGCCGAGAAGGUUCGAACAGCAAAACCACUGCGACCCCCGCCAGGAGAGAGUCUAAUCGAUUUUGAGGAGGAUGACCAGGAAUCCCUACUACAGCGACAACAGCGAGAAGAACAGUUGAUGCAGCAACAGGAAAUUAUUGAAGAAGACACUGCCUUGAUCCUUGAGAGAGAAGAGAGGAUAAGACAGCUGGAGGGUGACAUUCUGGAUGUGAAUGAAAUCUUUCGAGAACUUGGGACCUUGGUCCAUGAACAGGGAGACGUAAUAGAUUCCAUUGAAGCCAAUGUAGAUAAUGGGUAUUCACGAGUUGAAAGUGGAAUGCAGCAGUUAACUAAAGCUGCAUCACAUCAGCCUGCAAGCCCUCUUGCCUCUGAUCCUUCUAGUCCCUUGCCAAGAGAAUAUCUACCAAAUUUACAGAAUCCUGCUAAUCAUCACUCUUCAACCGACAUGGCUCCGUAAGUAACACACUUGCAGAGAUAGCUUCCAUAUUUGCUGCCCACUUUGCCUCCAAUUCCACAAGACUUCUUUAAACUUCUCUUCUUCAAUCCUCAUGUACAUAUAUGUCAAGUACAAAACCUUCAGUCAUUUCAAUCCAACAAAGGCACUGACAGUAUCCCUUCCAUUUACCCCUGAAUAUUUUGCUCCAGUGUUACUCUCUAUCCAUGCAAUUCCAUCCACACAGGAAUCUAUCCUUAUCUUACAAAACUUUGUGUGUUCCAUUUCCGGGAAGAGCACCCUCACUCUCACUACCAACUAUCAACUUGUCACUUAACAAUCACCUUCUCCAACAAUUCAAGUCCUCCUCCUUCCUUGGUUUCUGUAGAUUCAAAUCACCUCACCACACUGACCUACACUAGCUUUCGUAUGCCCUAAGGUUUAGUUUAUGGUUCCACAGUUUCCCCGUUUGUAUAUUACCAACCUGCUUACUGUCAUCCACAACACUACCCUCACCAAUAUAGCUAUUGCUCUGAAUUCCUUCUUAACCUUCUAAACACAAAUGUCAUUCAUAUACAACCUUGAUACUUUGUAUCAAACCUAUGCUACUUUCAUGAACUAAAACCUUGGAAAUCUUUUCUAAUGGGGGCAUGGCAAUUUUGUUUCAACAACACAGACACAGUUAUUGUAUAUACCAAGGAAAUCAUCUUGUACCUUCACCAUCUUGAAUAAUAAUCGAUAAAAGAUGUCAAAACUGCUACAAAUACUGAGAUGCAGUAUUACUGGUGAUUGUUUACUUAGAAUAUAAAAGCUACAUUCCAAAGACUUGUUUUCCACUUCAGGAUUAGAAAAUAUUCAACUUUGAACUGAUGCAGGUCCACUGCAAAGCUCAAAUGAGACCCACAAUAAAAGUACUGCUUCCUCAUCUAGUUUGUGUUGCUGCACAAGCAAGCAUCUUAGAUUGCGUACAAAAAGAAGCCAUAUGGCAGAUUGACAAAGACUCGUCAACCUAUUUCAGCCUCUAACAUACAGGUGUCCUGUAUCUU